Pelagomonas calceolata is the source of this 2349-nucleotide messenger RNA. The record is from the annotation of a GenBank genome assembly. Lineage: Eukaryota; Pelagophyceae; Pelagomonadales; Pelagomonadaceae.
AUGAUGGACUACGCCCCUCUCCGCGACUCGGCGCGCAGAGCCCGCCAGCAGCACACGGCGGCCGCCUACGAGGCUUCGCUACGGCAGGCCCUCAACUACGCGCCCGUGCCGACUGGGCCCGCCGCCGGCCCCCGGACGCCGACGCCGGGGGCGGCCGGCGCGCCCUUCGUGCCGCCGCCGUCCUCUCACGAAGCGCCGCCGUCGCCGCCGCCCCGGGACGACCUGCGGCAGUCGUUGGUGCGCGCGCAACAAAAUGCGCAAGCCCAAUUACAAGCCCUGGUGCUCCACCAGCGGCAAUUGGCCGCCGCGCUGCGGGACCUUGCGGAGGGCGCGGUGCCGCGCGCCGAGCACGCGUGUCGCGUCGCCGGGCGGCGGGGCGACGACGCCGUGGCGGCGGCGAACACCGUGCGACGAGAACUGGCGGAGCAGCAGACGCAAAACGACGCGCAGCAGCGCCACGUUCGCCAGUCGAUUGCCGCGCUGCGCCUCGCGCUGGACGAGCGGCCGACGCAGCGCCAGUGCGCCGACCUCGCUUCGCAGACCGUGGCGCGGUGGGUCGAGAGCGACCCGGGCGCGGAGGCGUGGGUCCGGCGCGCCGCGCGAAGCGCGGUCGGCGCGGCGCUGGGGGACGGCGGCGCUCUGAGUGCCGAGCUCGAAGACCGAGUGGCGCGGGCGGCGCGGACGGCCGCGGCGCAGGCCGCGGAGCGGGCCGCGAAAGAAAUCGUCGACAAGGGCGACUUCCUGCGCGAAGCGGUGGAGGCGGUGGCGCAACGCGCGGGCGGCAGGGUGUGGGGCGACAACCACAAGGCGACGCUGCGCGACGAGUGCGCCGGCGUUGCGGCGAGGGCGGCGUCCGACGCCGUGGAGCGGCUCGUGGCCGAGUACGGCGACCGAACCGGCGCCAAGGUCGCCGCGGCCCUGGAGGAAGCGAGACUCCACGCGAGGGCCGGGAAGGAGCACCGCGACCAGUCGGCGCAUCUGCUCGAGGGCGCGACCGCCUCGCUCGCGGCGCUCCGCAAGCGCGUCGACGACGUGGACCGGCGGCACGCCGCGACCCACGGCGAAUCCGCGGCGAACGUCGAGGCGACGCUCGCGGCGUUGCUGGUACGCCUCGAGGGCGUGGAGCGGCAGGCACCGAAUGAUCCGGGGCAGCCGCUGCGCGCGCUCGAGGCCCGCCUCGACGCGCUGGCGAAGACGGCGACGACGGCGGCGUCGGUCGAGGCGGUGGCCGCGAACGCCCGCGACGCGGUGGACGCGGCCGAGGCCAAAGCGGUCAAGGCUCAGGCCGAGGCGAGCGGCGCCAGGGCGGCCGCGGCGGCCGCGGCCGCCAGAGCGGACGCGCUCGAAGCCAAGUUGGAGGAGGUCCUGGCGGCGGUGCAACAGACCGGCGCCCGGUCCGCGCAGGCCGCGCAGGACAUCGGGAAGGCCCUGCAGCCCGUCGCGGCGUCGGUCGCGGCGCUCCAGAAGCGCGUCGAGGCGGUCGAGAAGCGCCCGCGGCCCGCGGGCGCGCCGCCGACGCGCGCGCCGCCGGCGCCGAUCGAGCACGAGGAGGCGGACGCGUCGGACCUGUCGCAGGCGGACCCGCUGGACGACGACUCGGUGACCCCGGGCGCGGCCUCGCGGCCGACCUUCGGGCUGCCCGAGCCGGCGACGUUCGGGCUGCCUGGCUCGCCCGGCAACCAGGCCGCGACGUUCGGCCUGCCCUCGAUGGGCCUCGCGCCCAAGCUCGGACCCCUUCCCACGACCGCGGUCGAGGAGAAGAAGCCGACGGCGCCUCCCGCGGAGGAGGUCGCCGCGCAGUGCCAGUACUGCAUGAAGCGCGUGCCCCGGAGCCGCAUGAACGCGCACGUCGCCGAGGAGUGCAAGAUGGCGUUCGUGCCGUGCCCGCGGGGGUGCGGCAAGCGCGUGCUGCGCUUCGCGCUCGCGGAGCACAAGGCCUCGUGCGGCUUCGGCGAGGCGGGCUUCGUGCCCUCGCACACGCUGGCGCGGACGCCGCCCGCGCGGGCGGUGGCGUCGUCGUUCCCGACUACGGAUCAACAGGAGUCGCCGAUCGGGCUCCGCGGCCUGCGGUCGCUGCAGCGCGCUCAGCCGGACGACGCGGAGUUGGCGUCCCUGGAACCGCUGACGUGGUCGCCGUUGCGCGCGGAGGAGUACGUUUCGCAGACGCUGGGCCUGCCGCGCGUCGGGUCGCUGCUCGCGCGGCGCCACGUGAACGGCGCCACGCUGGCGGCCAUGAGUCGGAACGAUCUAGUCCGUCCCGAGCCACAAGGGCUCGGGCUGGCGGCCGCGGACGCGGACAAGCUCUUCGAUCUCGUGAAGCGCCUGCAGGCGCUCUCUCCUCCAUCGUAA